UCCAUCAUGCGGAUCUUCUGUCUGUCGAGAACACAGAUUCCCAGCAUAAAAUAAGAAUGGCUACAGGAUUCAGUGCAUCAGUGUUACAUGCCGGGGAUUUCGAAUACGACUAUCCUUGCACAGAGUGCCAGGAACAUGGACUUAAUUCGGAGGCCAUCUACUUCUGUCAACAAUGUACCCGCCAAUUCUGUGGCGUGUGUAUAAAACAGCAUGAUCGAUUUUACCGGAAACAUCCCAUUCUUGGAACAGAAAAGAGGGACUUAUGGGGAAAAGUGAAAAGCACGUGCAAAUUACAUCCUGGUGAAGAAAUGAAGGUAUUUUGUAACGACCACGGGCAAAGCUGUUGUAUCACAUGUCAGAAGGAGCUACACAGGCAAUGUAAGCAGGUCAUACUCCUACAAAACAAAACACCCAAACCUCCAACUCGACCAGUGUCAGAAAAAAGUGGAAAUUCGACAGUUACUACAAACAGUGAUCAACUGUUUUUUAAACGGACAGAAAAAGUAGGAACAAGUGAGCAUGAUAAACUGCCACUUAAAUCGACAGAGAAAGUAGGAACAAGUGAGCAUGAUACACUGCCACUUAUAUCGACAGAGAAAGUAGGAACAAGUGAGCAUGAUACACUGCCACUUAAAUCGACAGAGAAAGUAGGAACGAGUGAGCAUGAUACACUGCCACUUAAAUCGACAGAGAAAGUAGGAACAAGUGAGCAUGAUACACUGCCACUUAAAUCGACAGAGAAAGUAGGAACAAGUGAGCAUGAUAAACUGCAACUAAAUUUGAAAGAGAAAGUAGGAAAAAGAGAGCAUGAUAAACUGCCAUUAAAAUUGAAAGAGAAAGUAGGAGCAAGUGAGCAUGAUAAACUGCCAAAAAAAUCGACAGAGAAAGUAGGACCAAGUGGGCUUGAUAAACUGCAACUAACAUCGAAAGAGAAAGAUGGAACAAGUGAGCAUGACAAACUGCCACUAAAAUCGAAAGAACAAGUAGGGACAAGUGAGCAUGAUAAGCCGCAAGUGGUAUCUGAUGUAGACCCCUAUAGGCAGUUUAAAGUAAUAGAAACGAAGCGCUUAAAAGUUAAAUUAGAAAAUGGCGACGAUCCGUGUCGAAUACUAGGUAUAACAGUGCUGCCUGAAGGAGAUAUCAUUUUAAUUGACAAUUGGAAUAGAAAAAUGAAGCUGCUAUCAGCUGACUACGCCGUGGUGGACUAUUUCACAAUUUCAUUGGGGCCAUUGGGCAUCUGUGCAGUAUCUGGCAACCAGGUGGCGGUAUGCUUUGGGAACAAGGAUAUACUGUUUUUCAAUGUCAAAAACAGCAAGUUGAAGAUGGAGAGAAAAUUACAACUGGACUUCGACUGCAGUUAUAUGGCAUACAUGGCAGGCAACCUGUAUGUAGCAUCUGGUAAAACCGUGUACCAAUUAACACUGGCUGGUCAGAGGGUGAGAACGAUCUACACAAUAUAUGGAAGGUAUGUGCGGGGUCUUGCAGUGAGCCCAGAUGGGGACAGGCUCUACAUCACUGUCAUUGAAGAUCAUCAACUAGUGACGGUGAACAUGCAAGGCCAAGAACAGGCUACACAGAAGAAUGAGGACCUUUUAGGUCCCACAGGUGUGUGUGUGUCUCCUGGUGGACAUGUGUUUGUGUGUGGGAUUUAUUCAAACACCAUCCAACAAGUGGAUAGUGAGGGCAAACACAAGCUGGCCAUACUGGCCACCGAGAAGGAUGGUGUGUUAUUUCCAUUAUCAGCAUGCUUUGACAUAAGGACGUCAUCCCUUCUUGUGGGAAUGAAAAAUGAUGAUUUAAUUAUAUUAAAGCUGAAAUAAACUAUGUUUUAUAGCAACCAUUCCUGUCACAAUGCAAUUUGUGAUCGAACCAGAUAUAAUUUUAGGCUGAUGCGAGUUGAAGUAUAAAAAUAUACUGACAACAAGUAUGGAAUGAUCGUGAAAAAAUAACUACAAAGUUGCCCUAGCAGCUGCUCUCCAUUCGAGUUUACUUUUUAAUUUACUUUUUACUUUUAAUGAUUUUACUAGGCUGAACUUUUGAAAUGAAACAAUUCUAUAAUAUCGGCUAUUAAUACAACCAUGACACAAGUCGAAAAUUUUAAUUUUUAAUGAUGUUGUUUGAAAAAAUAUGGGAUAGGUAAUUUUACGAAAGCGGUCUAUUGAAAGAAAAUACUAUCUGCCUACCAUAAUUCAACCUAUCGAGGUCAAAAGUUUCAAUAUCCUCCUUUUCUUUCUCUGACAGUUCACUGCCCUUCUCUUUAGACAGACCCUCUUUGCCUUGAUAGAAUGUGUAGCCGACAGUAAUGUUAUCCUCCACGAUCAAAACACAAUGAUCGUUAUUUAAGGUUUCUAGGGGCUUAUUGAAGAAUUAAAUUGUUUUGUAAUGUGGUUCGUUGGUGUAUGCAAACAUUUAGUCAGGGCACGUCAUUUUAGUUAUGUCUCCCCCUCUCUGGGGGAGACAUAUUGUUUUUGCCCUGUCCGUCAGUCCGGUAGUCCGGUAGUCCGGUAGUCCGGUAGUCCGUCAGUCCGUCCGUACGUCACACUUCGUUUCCGAUCGAUAACUGGAAAACCGCAUGACCUAGGAUCACCAAACUUGGUAGGGAGGUUGGUCAUGAGGUGUAGAAGAUCCCUAUUGUUUUUGGGGUCACUAGGUCAAAGGUCAAGGUCGCGGCGACCCCCAAUGUAAAAAACAUUUCCGCUCAAUAUCUUGACAAUGGUUUGACCUAGGUUCACCAAACUUGGUAGGGAGGUUGGCCAUGAGGUGUAAAAGAUCCCUAUUGUUUUUGGGGUCACUAGGUCAAAGGUCAAGGUCGCGGCGACCCCCAAUGUAAAAAACAUUUCCGCUCAAUAUCUUGAGAAUGGUUUGACCUAGGUUCACCAAACUUGGUAGGGAGGUUGGUCGUGAGGUGUAGAGGAUCCCUAUUGUUUUUGGGGUCACUAGGUCAAAGGUCAAGGUCGCGGCGACCCCCAAUGUAAAAAACAUUUCCGCUCAAUAUCUUGAGAAUGGUUUGACCUAGGUUCACCAAACUUGGUAGGGAGGUUGGUCGUGAGGUGUAGAGGAUCCUUAUUGUUUUUGGGGUCACUAGGUCAAAGGUCAAGGUCGCGGCGACCCCCAAUAUAAAAAACAUUUCCGCUCAAAAUCUUGAGAACGGUUUGACCUAGGUUCACCAAACUUGGUAGGGAGGUUGGUCAU
Mya arenaria is the source of this 3192-nucleotide messenger RNA. RefSeq lists its product as uncharacterized. The transcript is spliced from 4 exons. The coding region runs from base 57 to 1820 and encodes 587 amino acids. Gene Ontology annotation, molecular function: zinc ion binding. Lineage: Eukaryota; Metazoa; Mollusca; Bivalvia; Myida; Myidae. The record is from RefSeq and is a predicted model, not a curated record.